This is a messenger RNA of Dama dama (fallow deer), 5119 nucleotides long. RefSeq names its product poly(ADP-ribose) polymerase family member 11 (gene PARP11). The record is from RefSeq and is a predicted model, not a curated record. The coding region runs from base 219 to 1412 and encodes 397 amino acids. The transcript has 9 exons. Gene Ontology annotation, molecular function: NAD+ poly-ADP-ribosyltransferase activity. NCBI's taxonomy places the organism in Eukaryota, Metazoa, Chordata, Mammalia, Artiodactyla, Cervidae.
UUGGUUGGCCGGCUGCAGCCGGAAGUCGGAAGGUUUGGGGUCCGAAGACGCCGGCUUGUGACAGGGGAGAAGGAGGCCUACGAGAGGGUUGCCUCUCCGUCCCUUGGCUCCCGGGGACCCUCGGGAAAAACCCAGUGCCCCGACCCUGCGGCCGGCCCCUUCCCCUAGGCUCUCUCCGCUCGAUUUCGCCACCGCUAUGUGGGAAGCGAAUCCGCCUGAUGUGCAGGAAGUAUCGUUGUCUGCCAGUUAACCAGAAGAUCAAGCAGAGUAUGGCACCCUGGCUGACCGAACCCAUCUCACUGACAUUUAUUGACUGCCUCCCCACUGGUGGACAGCUUGCACAUGCUGCUUUCAUUGCCUAUAAAUGUAUUAUAACCUCGAUACAUUACUUCCGUGGUUACAGUGUUUUAAAGGAGAUGUUUCACAAAGCGGAAGAAUUCUUCUCCAAGACGACAGACAGCGAGGUGGAUGAGAUGGACACGUCAGACACACAGUGGGGCUGGUUUUACUUGGCGGAGUGCGGCAAGUGGCACAUGUUUCAGCCGGAUACCAACAUUCAGUGUUCAGUUAGCAGUGAAGAUAUCGAAAAAAGCUUCAAAGCAAACCCUUGUGGCUCCAUUUCUUUUACCACUUCCAAAUUCAGCUACAAGAUAGACUUUGCAGAAAUGAAGCAGAUGAACCUCACCACGGGAAAGCAGCGCUUAAUAAAAAGAGCCCCCUUUUCCAUCAGUGCUUUCAGUUACAUCUGUGAGAAUGAGGCCAUCCCCAUGCCGCCACACUGGGAGAACGUGAACACCGAGCUGCCCUACCAGCUUAUUCCUUUGCACACUCAGACACACGAAUACAAUGAAGUCGCUAGUCUCUUUGGGAAAACAAUGGACCGCAACAGAAUCAAAAGGAUUCAGAGAAUUCAAAACCUAGACUUGUGGGAGUUCUUCUGCAGGAAAAAGGCUCAGCUCAAGAAAAAGAGAGGCGUGCCUCAGAUUAAUGAACAAAUGCUGUUCCAUGGCACCAGCAGUGAGUUCGUGGAGGCGAUUUGCAUUCACAACUUUGACUGGAGAAUCAACGGCAUCCACGGUGCUCUCUUUGGAAAAGGAACCUAUUUUGCUCGAGAUGCUGCUUACUCCAGCCGCUUCUGCAAAGAUGACGUAAAGCACGGCAACACAUUCCAGAUCCACGGGGUCAGCCUGCAACAGCGGCAUCUGUUCCGAGCACACAAAUCCAUGUUUCUCGCCCGAGUGCUGAUUGGAGACUACAUAAACGGAGACUCCAAAUACAUGCGCCCUCCCUCCAAAGAUGGCAGCUAUGUAAACUUGUAUGACAGCUGCGUGGAUGACACCUGGAAUCCCAGGGUCUUUGUGGUGUUCGACGCCAACCAGAUCUACCCCGAGUACCUGAUAGACUUUCACUGAUUUCACAUCUAAGUCUCUGCGGUUGAGGGAGCUAUAUUCUUUUUCGCAGGGAGGUCUGCUCACUGAUCAUCUAGCCACUCAGUGUUAGUGCUCUGGUCCUUUCGAAGCAGAAAGAGGCCUCUCUAUAAAAAGAUACACUGACUCUAUGGUUGGUUUGUUGUCCUGUUUCCGUUUGUCACUGAUGUUCUGUUAAAGCGCAAUAUCACUGCUAUUUAAGGGCGGCGCUCAAAAUGGAAUCGUCUGAGUCACUCCAUCUUUAAAGUUUACAUGUGUGUCUUCAGGGUGAAUGUUUUCAGUUCAAGUAGACUUAUUCCUAUAGAUGAUCAAAAAAUAAAAAUGUAGACAUGAAAGUGUCCCUUCAGAGGAACUUAGCCUUUGUAAACGAAUUCUGAAAUGAUCAUCCACUGAUCUAUGUGUUACUUUGUUAGUCUUUGGGAGGGUGGGAGGCAGUUUAAAACCUUGAAGCAGCCUGAGUAACUUGAGAGAAAUCAGACACAAAAGAAUCAUGGCAGUGCUGCCAAGCAGGCCAGAAGGAGAGGAUCAGGUCAAGGUACCCUCUCCUGCUGCCUUUGGGAGAGGCAAAGAGUCACCACAGGCUAUGACUGGCCUUGCUCACCUCUUCUGCCUUCUGCAGCCCAACUGACUGCAGUCAGCAGGCACCUCAUCCCCCAGAGCUCCCCACUUCUUGUACCUAGACUCACUGCACAAAGUAUUUAUUGCAUCUUCAAAAGGAAAUUUUACUUUUUACAACACAUGUUCUUAUUGUUCAGUCGCUCAGUCAUGUCCAACUCUUUGUGACCCCAUGAACUGCAGGACGCCAGGCUUCCCUGUCCUUCACUGUCUCCCAGAAUUUGCUCAAACUCAUGUCCAUUGAGUCAGUGAUGCCAUCCAGCCAUCUCAUCCUCUGUUUCCCCCUUCUGCCCUCAAUCUCUCUCAGCAUCAGGGUCUUUUCCAAUGAAUGGGCUCUUCACAUCAGGUGUUCAAAGUAUUGGAGCUUCAGCAUCAGUCCUUCCAAUGAAUAUGCAGGGUUGGUUUCCUUUAGGAUUGAUUGGCUUGAUCUCCUUGCUGUCCAAGGGACCCUCAAGAGUCUUCUCUAGCACCAAGCACAUACUUUCCCUUUGUUUCAGGGCCUUACAGUGAUUACUUCUAAGAGAUUUUUAAUCCGAUCCUCCCCCCACCAAAUGCACAGCUAUUCAGCUAUGAUAUAUAAAACCCACACUUCUAAAUUCCCCAAGUUUGAAUCAUUGCAGAAAGCCUGGGAUGCUUGCAACAAAUCUGAUUUGUUCUUUUGAGUAGCAGUAGACAGUCUACUCACUGUCUUGAAAAAUUAGGUACAAUUCAUAAUCGUGCUCAGUGAAGUUUGUUUACCUGCUCCAUCUGCCUGGCUGUUCUAUUUUAAGGAGGAAUAAGUGACGUUGGAAGAACUUCCUGCCCCUAAGGCUAUUCUAGCAGAGAUAGGACAGCAACUUGGCAGAGAUGCUACAUAGGUUCAGGUGUUGGGUGGAGGAUUUGGUCAUAUGAUUGUUAAAAGAGUUUUUCCAGCCUUGAUUUUCUGUGGUUAUACCUGGGGGGUGGGGGUGGGGAAGAACACUGGUAUCCUUUUUUUUUUUUUAGAGUUUUGCCAACUCCUAGAUUGAUUUAUUUAUUUUCUGUCUGUAUUUCGAGGGCAUGUGGAAUCCUGGUUCUUGGACUAGGGAUUGAAGCCACACCCCCCUGCCUUAGAAGAGCAGAGUCUUGCCACCACACCACCAGAGAAAUCCCCAGAAUACUGGUAUCUUUCCUGGAAAACCUUUUUCAAACUCACUUUGGUACUAAAUUCUAUCUCCAUUGCUGCUGCUGCUGCUGCUGCUAAGUCACCUCAGUCGUGUCUGACUCUGUGUGACCCCAUAGACAGAAGCCCACCAGGCUCCUUCGUCCCUGGGAUUCUCCAGGCAAGAACACUGGAGUGGGUUGCCAUUGCCAGUUCCUUCUCCAAUGCAUGAAAAUGAAAAGUGAAAGGGAAGUCGCUCAGUUGUGUCUGACUCUUAGCAACCCCAUGAACUGCAGCCUACCAGGCUCCACCGUCCAUGGGAUUUUCCAGGCAAGAGUACUGGAGUGGGUUGCCAUUGCCUUCUCCGUCCAUCUCCAUUACCUUCACCCAAUUUGGGCUGAAAGGUAGUGAAGGUAAUUUAACUUCUCAAGAAAAAUCCAGUAAAAGUCCACAACUGGGACACUUAGCUCUGUCACUUGAACUGCAAAGACGUCAUACAAAUAAGGCAUAGGGAGCAGGUUAGGUGAGGUGGUUCUUCAGCUGCCACCUCCCCCAGACUUGCUGCAGCCCUGAGGGCAUGUGACUGUACCGAGUCAGUCACGCAUACAGACACCUGGUACACAGGAAGCUGUGUCCAGUGCAUUGAAGCCAAGUGAGAGCAAAGAGUCUCUGACUCUGAUGUGCAGACAAACAGCCGGUUUUGGCGAAGUGCUGUUCUAGAAAGGACACAUUUUAUAAACAUGUGGAAGUCACUGUGGAAAUACAGGAGAGAAAGUCAGCAGGCUGCUGCCUUGUGGGAGGUGGCUCACCACUGCUCCAGACUCGCUCACAAAAACCAGCUCAGAGACAGCAGGAAGGCAGACACUGAAAGUCUUUUUCUUCUACCUGUUUGUUACUUACAUACAAACUGAUGUUCAGACAGUUCCCAAUUCAACACGGCUAUCUUUUCCAGUUUAAUUCGAUGGCUUCCCCAGUGCUUGAAUGGAAUAACUUGCAGAUUUUAUCUCAGUUGGUAAAGAAUCUGUCUGCAAUGCAGGAGACCUGGGUUCGAUGUCUGGGUCAGGAAGAUCUGCGGGAGAAGGGAUAGGCUACCCACUUCAGUAUUCUUGGGCUUCCCUUGUGGCUCAGCUAGUAAAGAAUGUGCCUGCAAUGCAGGAGACCUGGGUUUGAUCCCUGGGUGGGGAAGACCCCCCUGGAGAAGGGAAAGGCUACCCACUCCAGUAUUCUGGCCUGGAGAAUUCCAUGGACUGUAUAGUCCAUGGCAUUGCAAAGAGUAGGACUUGACUGAGCAACUUUCACUUUCACUUUCAUUGGCAGGCGACUCAAGAGACAUGGUUUCGAUCCCUGGGUUUUGGAAAGAUCCCCUGGAGAAGGAAAUAGCAACCCACUCCGGUAUUCUUGCCUGGAAAAUCCCAUGGACAAAGGAGUCUGGUGGGCUACAGUCCAUGGGGGUCACAGAAAGACAGGACUGACUGCAUGCGUGCAUGCGUGCGCACGCACACACACACACACACACACACACACACACACACACAACUUCUGGACAUUAGCCAAUCUGACCUCCAGGAGACUAAGAGGCUGAGGUUGAAACUUGCAAGGCAACCCCCCAAGUGAACUCUGAACUUCACUAGCUAGCACCUCUGUGGAGGCAGAGUGCCGUGAAAUAGACAUUGUAAGAGAGAACUGUGCUGUUAUUCUUGUCUGAGGUCGUACUCCAAAUCCUCUUUCAUAAGAAAGACCUGAUUUUGAUGAACUUCUUAAACGUGAUCGUGUUGAGUUCAUUGAUGUUAGUGUCCUCUUUGUUGUGAUCAGUAGACUGAUUUGAGAAUUGUAUCAUCACUGUGUAAUAAGACCGGACACCACUGUUUGCCAUCUUUUCCUCUUGUCAGCGUGUGUGUGGGGGGUUGGGGGAGAGGGAAUCCAUUCCAGAUUCAUGAAUAAAUGAUUUUAAAAAUUC